AUGAAAGCCAAUGGAGAAGUGAUGAUUGAGGUGGUGAUCAUUGAAAAAAUUCUAAGGACAUUAACACAAAGAUACAAUCACAUAGUGGUGGCAAUUGAAGAAUCAAAUUAUCUUGAUAAAAUGAAAUUGGAAGAUCUGCAAAGCUCCCUAGAAGCUCAUGAAUUAAGGGUAAAAGAAAGAGAUGAGGCACACACAUACACAGGCACUACAAACUCAGGUUGCUUAACUCACAUGACUGACCAUAAAGAUUGGUUUGUGAGCAUUGAUGAGAAGGUGAAAAGCGAGAUCAGAUUUGUAGAUAAUAGCAAAGUGACAGCUGAAGGAGUUGGCAAGAUUUCAAAGAAGAUAUGGCAAAGAAUCGUUCAUAUAUAA
Molecule: messenger RNA, 372 nt
Organism: Cicer arietinum (chickpea)
Lineage: Eukaryota; Viridiplantae; Streptophyta; Magnoliopsida; Fabales; Fabaceae
Source: RefSeq, a predicted model, not a curated record